Molecule: messenger RNA, 1602 nt
Organism: Zingiber officinale
Lineage: Eukaryota; Viridiplantae; Streptophyta; Magnoliopsida; Zingiberales; Zingiberaceae
Exons: 3
Coding region: 759-1433 (224 amino acids)
Source: RefSeq, a predicted model, not a curated record
UUCCUUGUUUCUUUUACAUGUAAUCAGAUUCUAAUCGCAAUCAAAUCCUCAUCGCCUCACUCUCGACUCUCGAGGUCCAUCUCAGAUCUGAAUUCCCAGCGCAGAGCUUCUCUAUCGACCAGGAUCGAGAUGUGCUUCUUCGCGAUGUGAAGGAUUGCCUUUUUUUUUCUUGCACAAUCAAGUCAGGGUUUCGGUGCACUGUGUUUGGGUAAAUUUAAGGUGAUUGGCGGGGAUUUAUGACGGCACUUGAAGUGUUAGAUCUGGAUUUUUUUGAUGUUCUCCCGUGGUGAAGAUAACAGAAGUAUGGGCUGGAUCCUCCCACGUUAUGGGUAUUUUUGAUCUGGAAUUUUGUUGGUCGGUUUUAUGAAGGUUAUGAGCAGUAGAGUAGAUAAUUUCGAUCCUUCUUAUAACGCUGCUGUGGUUGGUGCAUAAUUUGUCCUUCUGGUGUUUGUGAUAUGGGUUUUUUUCCAUGUUCUGAGAAGUCUGGGAAAAGAACUACCAGAAAUGCGUUACUUAGAACCCACCACUUCUCUCUCCUUCUUUCUCCUGUUAUCUCCUUUUGGGAUUGCAUCUUUCGCAAAAUCAGAUACUCCUUCAGACCUGAAUGCGUGUAGUACAGUUUCAGUUGAUUGACUAAUUAACUUUGAGUAAAUUUAGCAGUUAUUAGGUUUGUUGUUGGAUUCAGCAAUCCAGCUUUUGUCAUAUUAGUCAUUUUGAAAGGAUAGGUAGAGUUCCAUAUAUCAGUGGGAUAAUAAGAUAUGGAGAAAGUAAGAUGUGGUCAGCCAAGCUCUGUUCCAAAGAAAGGAAAAAAGAAGCAGGCGAAGGGCGAGUUAGAUCGUCUGAAGCAGGCUGAGAAGAAAAAGAGACGUUUGGAGAAAGCACUUGCAGCAUCCGCUGCCAUACGUUCUGAGUUAGAGAAGAAGAAACAGAAGAAACUAGAAGAACAACGAAGACUUGAUGAAGAGGGUGCCUCAAUUGCUGAAGCAGUUGCCCUUCAUGUUCUCUGUGAAGACACGGAUGAACCCUGCCCCUUUGCAGUGGACAAUGCUUGUCAAAACAACAGUUGGAAUUAUUCAGGCAAUAUUGAUCUUCUCAUGGGUUAUCAGACCUCCACAAAACAUUGUUUUGACUAUCUGAAUCAGGUAAGCAUUCCGUGCGAGCCUGUGUGGAAGUGUAACAGGUCGGGGAAUCGAUCUGUAUGGCCACCACAAACUUAUGUGGAAGACCGUCAAUCACUAGCUCACGAAGGAACAAGUCAAGGAGCCGACGUCUCCGUAGGUCUCUUGGCAGCUGAAGCUGUUUCAUCACUGCAAAUUGUAGAAGAUCCAAAUGGUGCUCAAUUUUCUGGGCCGGGCGCAACAACUUUUCUUAUUAAUAAAAUGCUGGCUGGCUGCAACAAUGGUAAAAAGGUUGAAAUUUACAGGAAGAUAUAGCAUUUUACAGUGAUAAGCUUGUAAAUAGCUAUUACAAGUAUCUUUCUUUGUUUAACAUACAUUCACCUUCCACUCGGUGGUAAUGUCUUGCAAACCGUUUGUGCUAUUGUAAACUUGUAACAUGUUUGACUAUGAUUUUUAAGUUUCAUGCAGCUAUAAUUAUCUAAAA